Salvia splendens (bonfire salvia) is the source of this 2061-nucleotide messenger RNA. RefSeq names its product zinc finger MYM-type protein 1-like. Gene Ontology annotation, molecular function: protein dimerization activity. The coding region runs from base 1 to 2061 and encodes 686 amino acids. The transcript has 5 exons. The record is from RefSeq and is a predicted model, not a curated record. Lineage: Eukaryota; Viridiplantae; Streptophyta; Magnoliopsida; Lamiales; Lamiaceae.
AUGGAAUGUGUUAGAAUUGUUGAAUCAGUAGAAAAUCAGUCUGCAAUAGAAGUUGAAUUGGAUUGGAAUGAUAUUGAUGCUGAUCCAGGAAAACGAAAGUCAAUAGAGGCUUUUGAUGUUGCUAUUCGGGAUAGAGUACGGAGAAAGUAUUUGGUUAAAGGUCCUUGCCAACCAAUUGGGAAUACAUAUCCGAAAAAGAAAUAUGAUAAAGGAGGUCGAUAUGCAGAAGAUGCUUUUACAAAGACAGGCUUUAACAAUUGGAAAAAUGCACUAGAAAAAUUCAAUCAACAUGUUGGGGCUGCAAAUAGUUGUCACAAUAACGCUCGAAUUCAGUUUGAAGCUUUUCAAGAUCAAAGGCACAGUGUGGCAAAUGUAUUUCGAGAAAAUACUCGUAAGGCGGAAGUUGCAUAUCGUGUUCGGUUGACUGCUUCAUUGGAUAUGACUUCUCCACGAAUUCAAAAGGAAUUAGCAAAUGCUUGUGCUUCAGAAGUCACACUUGCCAUAGUCAAAGAUAUUGGGGAUAGAGUUUUCACUAUCUUGGUUGAUGAGGCUCGAGAUGUUUCAUUGAAGGAACAAAUGGGUGUUGUUUUAAGAUAUGUGAUUAGUGAAGGAUAUGUGAUUGAGCGAUUUCUUGGGAUUGUACAUGUAACUGACACUUGUUCUCGUUCUUUGAAAAAUGCGAUUAAUGCUUUAUUAUCGAAGCAUAAUUUAUCUCUAUCCAGAGUGAGAGGUCAAGGAUACGAUGGAGCUUCAAAUAUGCGAGGUGAGUUCAAUGGAUUGAAAUCUCUAAUAUUGCAAGAAAAUCCUUAUGUCAUGUACUUCCAUUGUUUCUCUCACCAACUCGAAUUAAUAAUUGUUGUUGUUACUAAGGGUGUUAGAGUUGUGAAGGAUUCUUUUAACUAUAUCUCUAUGAUUGUGAAUAUGGUUGGGGCAUCUUGUAAGAGAAAGGAUCAACUUAGGAAGUUGCAACAUGAAAGAUUAGUUGCACAACUUAAUGAUGAAGAAGUGACUAGUGGAAGAGGUCAAAAUCAAGAAACUAUUUUGGUAAGACCAGGAGACACUCGUUGGGGGUCACAUUACUCUACAUUGCUUCGUUUAUGCUCUAUGUGGCCUGUGGUUGAGAAAGUGUUGGAAAUUGUUAGAGAUGAUGCCACUAUCCUUGAUAAUAGAAGUACUACCGAAGGCCUUAUCGAAAGGAUGGAUAAUUAUGAGUUUGUUUUUACUUUGCACUUGAUUAAACACUUACUAGGAACUACAAAUGAAUUGUCUCAUGCGCUACUGCGGAAAGAUCAAAACAUUGUACAGGCUAUAUCAUUGAUCCAAAGUGUGAAACAUCAAUUGCAAAGUUUUAGGGAGGAUGGAUGGGAAGCCAUGUUAGACCAAACAAAUAGAUUUUGCGAGUUGCACAAUAUUUCACAAGUUAAUAUGGAGGACAUCAUACCACGCCCUGGUGGAAAAAAGCAUGGAGUAGAGUUGAUCACAAACUUACAUCAUUAUCGGGUAGAGAUUUUUUAUCAGGUUGUUGAUUUAAUUAUACAAGAGAUGAAUAAUCGGUUUUAUGAAGCUAGCAACGACUUGCUAAAAUGCAUAGCGUGUCUUGAUCCAAGAAAUUCUUUCUCUGAAUUCAAUGAGCAUCAAGUCAUUCAUAUUGCUACUUUAUAUCCCGAGGACUUCUCUAUGAGCGAAUGUUUACAUCUUCCACGGCAAGUUAGUAAUUUUAUUGCUAAUGUGCGGUGUGAUCCUCAAUUUGUUGUGCUUAGUGAUUUGGGAAGUUUUUCUAUGAAAAUGGUCAAAACUAAGAAGCAUUUAGUUUUUCCAUUGGUCUAUCGGAUUAUUGAGUUGGCCUUGGUUUUACCUGUUGCUACUGCUUCUGUUGAGAGAGCAUUUUCUGCAAUGAAGACUAUCAAGACUGAUUUACGAAAUCGAAUGGGAGACGAGUGGAUGAAUGACAGUCAAGUUGUGUACAUUGAGAAGGAUACUUUUUCAACAAUUGAUAACGAGCCGAUCCUGCAGCAUUUUCAAUCGAUGAAGACACGUAGAAUUCAGUUGUCGCCGCUUUAA